Molecule: messenger RNA, 2319 nt
Organism: Exophiala dermatitidis NIH/UT8656
Lineage: Eukaryota; Fungi; Ascomycota; Eurotiomycetes; Chaetothyriales; Herpotrichiellaceae
Exons: 3
Coding region: 1071-1886 (271 amino acids)
Source: RefSeq, a predicted model, not a curated record
CUGAUCGCAAGGUUUGGUUCCUAGCACCUCAUCCCAUCUGUCGCCCUACCCAGGACCCUGCCUGUGGGCACCUUACCUCAAGGCGAAACGGUGAAUGAAAGAAUGGCGAAAACCGAGCCCAAGAUGGCGCUGAGCUGGGCCUGUCGCCUCUACUGCUGCUGAUCACUUGUGAUAGUUCCUAGUAAUUGUUACUGGCUUGCCGGCACAGCAUCCACCGAGUCGAUAACUGUCAGUUGUGCCGUUUCCAUUGUCGCUACCAUGACCCUCGUCCUAUACUGGUAGGCGAUCCUCUACUAGCAAGAAUUUGCAGUCUACUGUGCGGAAACAGUGGGCAUUCGAUAUCUACUAUUGCUUCUAUUCUUGUGCAUGGGGCUCGGAGCGCUUGGACACUCCCCAAUGUCACCUUCCGGGUCGAUUCCGCCAAGUGCGCCCGUGUGCACGCCAGAUCGGUAGGCUGAGCUGUGUCAUGCUAUCAGGCUGGCAAGGCUUGGUCAAGCAUCAUCACGUUCGCAUGGCUCCCUGUGAUCACUUCUUGCCUGGACAUCGGCUUAUCUGCUAAAGGCGCCGAGCAAGGUUGAGCAGAAAAGGCUACGAAAGGUUUUGACGCCGGCAUUCUGCUAGCCUUGUGCUGAUCCACUGGCUUAAACCUCCCUCGUGGCGGAGGAGUAGGCCUGCAAGCCACCUCUCCACUAUGACACAAUAUUCCACUGCAUAUUUUCAGGAACAGGAAUCGAUGCCGUGUGGAGGAUGUUGAAGUUGCAUUCGGGUUGCCCUUCGUGGGUGGGUUCUACGGCUCCAGGCGACAAUGGUGGUCUUGGAACUAUUCGCAAAGGAAUCCAUUGUGGUCCACCCCAGCUCCGGAUGUGAAGGGAUGCGAUGAGAGGUACAACUCCCGGACAGAGUACAAAAUACGGCUCGCCCGUCCUCCUACUCUCAGUUUUGUUUCUACCACAAUCAAAGUCCAUCACCCCUCGCUUGCACUGUUCAGAGCUCCUUCGCUAAGGCUCUUGUCCAUUCGUUCCCUCGCACGAUUGUCAAUCACUCCCAACACACACCCAAACACAUUCAAAAUGGUUAAGUCAUCCGCCGUUCUGUUGGCUGCUGCCAGCACUGCCGCUGCCGCCAGACUGCCAGCUCGCGCCUUCGGCAACAGCACCGUUGACCCCAUUGGCGGAGCUCAACCUUGGUUGGACUGGACUUCUACCACCACCACCACCACCACCGCUGCCGCUACUACCACCACUCCUGCUAAGGUCUGGGGCGACUGGACUACCACCACUGAGGCCGCCACCACCACCACCACCGAGGAGAAGAAGACCUGGGGUGACUGGACUACCACCACUGAGACUGAGACCACCAAGACCGAGGUUUGGGGUGACUGGACCACCACUGCUCCUGAGUCCCAGAAGACCACUGAGACCAAGAAGACCACUGAGACCAAGGUCUGGGGUGACUGGACCACCACCACCGAGACUCAGCCAGUGACCGAGAAGACCACCGAGACCAAGGUUUGGAACGACUGGACUUCUUCUGCUCCUGCUCCAGCACCAACCAAGUCUACUGCUCCCGCUCCUGCUCCCGUUGAGUCGAAGAGCAAGGUGUGGAACGACUGGACUUCUUCUGCUCCGGCCCCGGCACCAACCACUGCCACCUCCGUUGCUCCGGCUCCUGUCGAGUCGAAGAGCAAGGUCUGGAACGACUGGACUUCGUCUGCCCCGGCUCCGGCUACUUCGGCUCCUGCCUCCACGACCGCCGUCAUCAGCAGCUACACUCCUGUUGCCGCCACCACCUCUGCCCCAGUUGCCACCUACACUGGCGCUGCUACCAACAACAAGCCUGCCGUGGCUCUCCUCGGUGGUCUCGUUGCCUUGGUUGCCCUGGCAUAAAUUGUUUGCUAUUGAACACAGCCAAGAGGCUGAUAAUGAGCGUCUCAAAACCUUUCGAUUCUUGAACUCGGCGGACACGUCGAGAUUUUACAGCCUAUUAUGAACUGUUAUGAUUUGCUCGGCUGUUUAAUCCAACGCAUGCCGAAGCGUUACGUUCCUUACGACAUACUAGUACCAUGUGGAAAAUUGCACUGCAACAUUUUUGGUAUCUAUCACUAAUUGAAGUCGAUAGACGGGGUCUGGGGAUGAAUGGGGAGGAGAGAUACCCGGCUUCUCAGGAGGCGUGCAAGUCACCAGAUUGUGCGAACAUAUCAGCUACUAUCGACUGAAUUGUAUAUAGUCUUAGUAUGUAGUUGGCGUGGUAGCAAUGGCAGUCUUUGGACUGGCUACGGUGAAGAUACAAAUCCAAAAAAAAGUUCUAAAAAUAUUCCAA